Messenger RNA from Pyrus x bretschneideri (Chinese white pear), 2058 nucleotides. Its product is annotated as B3 domain-containing protein At3g19184-like. The record is from RefSeq and is a predicted model, not a curated record. The transcript has 6 exons. Gene Ontology annotation, molecular function: DNA binding. NCBI's taxonomy places the organism in Eukaryota, Viridiplantae, Streptophyta, Magnoliopsida, Rosales, Rosaceae. The coding region runs from base 1087 to 1764 and encodes 225 amino acids.
UUUGGAAGACUUGGGAUGAUCUGCUUGUUCUGGAAGAAAUUUUCUGGAUCGACGGCGGUCUUCACCGUCACUUGUUCAUAGCUAUUGUUUCCAAAUCUAUUCACCCCGAAAUUCAAGGUCCCUGUAGUUCAAGAAAGCACUUCUAGGGUUCUUGGACACACAUGGGGUCAUGAAUCUGAAACCUGAUUUCCGUUUGUGUAAUUCAUCUCUGCUUCGUACCUUGCUUCUCCUCCAACUCACCGAGUACUGAACUUUGAACAAGUUCCCGGCACGGUGUUGAAAAGGCAUCACAUAGGCCGGAAUCUGGCUCAUUUUCCCGCCAUACGGAUUGAAAACCAACCCUGUUUUACCUAUUUCAAUCAUCUGCUCACAGCAACUCCAACCUUCCCUUAGCAUCAACAAUCCGAUCAUCAAUGAUAUUGUUGACAGCCAGGCUGUACUUGCUCAACAUGUUUCCAUACCCACCACCGCUUGUGUGCCCGCCAACACCAACCGUGGGGCAAAUACGGGUCGGAAAGCUGUGGACUUUCCCCUUCUUCGAAAUCCAAUAGUACAAUUCCCCGAGCGUGGUGGCAGCCUGAACCCAAAUCGAAUUGUCUUCGAUGUAUAUAUUGACCAGACUAGUUAAACAUGUCAAUGAGUGAUUAGCGAGUCACGCAACCCCAAUAAUAGUAUUAUUAGUAAUUUAGUAGAACCCAAUAGUAUUGAGUCCGAACUGUUGGGAUUGUGUGGUUGGCUAAUCAUUACUGAUAGUACAUUAGUCUUGCUAAUAAAAUUUUGCACUAGGAUGGAACUCUAGGGCUUGAGCCACCAUGUGUUGUAGUUAAUCAUGGGACGCUUGUCACAACCACAGUACAUGCAGAGGGAUUUGGGAAACAGCAGAUUCGGACUCAUUAAACCCACAGUUGAUUGCUGACCAAUCAGCUUGACUGUCACGGAUCAAUUACUCAACGCAGCGGGGAACUUAGCAGUCCACUAGCACUGGGGUUUUCAAAUUUCACACUUUGCCACCAUUUUCCUCCUUUCAUCCAAAGUUACAGAGAGAGAAGGCCCAAGAAAAUUUACUGUUUGUUUCUCGGGAAAAAAAUGGUAGCGCCCAAGUUAUCGUACGAGGAGUCUCGCCGGCAGCGAAUGGAGGAAAACAAGAAGAGAAUGGAAGCUCUCAAUCUGCCUAUGCUUGCUCAAGCUCUUAAGAAAACCCCAAAUUCCCCAAAACCCUCCCCUAUGAAGCGCGCGAAGGCCCGCACAGUGGAGAAGCAGCUCGUGGAGGUGAGGAGGUCCUCCCGGGUCGCAAAUCUUCCGACCCCGGUUUACAAAGAAGUGGCUGUGGUGGAUCGGGAGAUGAGGCCCAGAAGGUAUUCUACUAAUAGACAUAGGGAUUUGUCAAACCGGGUUUAUGCUUCCGAUGAAGCCAGAGAUGACGCCACUGCGAGAGCUGAGGCAUUAGAGUCCGAUUUGGGAUCCGAUUACCCGACCAUGGUGAAACCGAUGCUGCAAUCCCAUGUUACUGGUGGAUUCUGGCUGGGUCUUCCAAAAUAUUUCUGCAGUAAGAACCUCCCGAAGCGUGAUGAUAUUGUGAUUUUGAUAGAUGAAGAUGGGGACGAGUGCGAGGUUAUAUACUUGGCUGAGAAAAGAGGACUCAGUGGUGGAUGGAGAGGGUUUGCAAUUGAUCAUGGUUUGGUGGAUGGGGAUGCAUUGGUCUUUCAACUAAUUCGGCCUAAAACGCUCAAGGUGUACAUUUUAAGGGUGGAAAGAGCUGAAUAGGGCUACAAGCUUCAACUAUUGUCAAUGUUGGUGGGUUUUUUGUGGUCAUUGUUGUCAAGGUAAAAAGGAUUUUGGACAGACUAUCUGUUUAGUGAUGAGCUUAGUUGUAAUAGAAACCACCAACGGAGCCUUGUACGGUUAGCGGACGAAGCAAUCAUCUGCAAUCAUAUUUUUGAAUGUUCACUGGUGUCCGUGCAUCAUCCGCAAUCAUAUUUUUGAAUGUUCACUGGUGUCCCUUUAGACCUGUAUGAAGAACCCACGAGCAAAUAUGAAUGGACAUCCGAUUUAUUCUUA